Molecule: messenger RNA, 2511 nt
Organism: Oryzias melastigma (Indian medaka)
Lineage: Eukaryota; Metazoa; Chordata; Actinopteri; Beloniformes; Adrianichthyidae
Gene: s1pr4
Product: sphingosine-1-phosphate receptor 4
Exons: 2
Coding region: 981-2213 (410 amino acids)
Biological process (GO): G protein-coupled receptor signaling pathway
Cellular component (GO): membrane
Molecular function (GO): sphingosine-1-phosphate receptor activity
Source: RefSeq, a predicted model, not a curated record
GGCUGAACUUUGCAAUCAUAAAUCUUUAAAAUCCUUUAAUAAAAGCCAAAUAUGUUUCACCACAAUUCCUGCAUUCUUUCCAAAUUCUGGGCCUUGGUUGAUCUGAAUCCAAUCUAAGAUAUUGAAGAAGUUCAAAGUGGUUUAGUUCUCACUGCCAGGACCUGUGUGUGGCUGAAGGAUCAAUGCCAUGAAGUGUGCCAUGCAUGGUGACAGCAUGAGCCUGCACACCCAAAGCAACCACCACAGCUGCCUGAUGAGACAUUCGAAACCCUCUAUCUACAGGGAGGGGCAUCUUUCAAAUUUGAUUGGGAGUUCCUGUUUUUCUCGUGCACUUUCUGAGAAACGCUGAGGUAAAAAAAGAAAAAAAACGUAAUACGAGGUGGUUGUGAAAAAGCUGGAUCCGUGUACUAUUUGCCUUGUAAGUGAAAGUCUUGCAACAUAUCCUUAAAAAUAUUGAGCCACGACACUUUACAAAACCUUUAAAGCUGUGUGCACGUGUUUUGAAACAGAAUUUCCCACACAAGUUACUACCGUCCAGCUUGAGCAAUACUAUAUUGGCAUCAAAAUCUAUUUUUGUGUAUUUUCCUAAUAGGUUUUUAAGCCAUUUCUGAGCUUUUUUUAUUUACAUUUUCCAGUUACGUCCAAAAUCUUCUGUUUUCUGAGUCUUAUUUUUGCAAACUGUCAGUGUCUCUGCUGGAGGUGCAUCUGUGCAUGUGUUGGGUUGAGUUGGGUGUGGUCCAUUUAACCUAACCCAUUGCCUACAUACCUACUUCCCUAACAAAAAUGAGCUGCAGAAACCUGUAGUCAGCAGCAGGCUUGCUGUCACACUCUCAGCAUCACCACCAGCAGCCAGAGUGUGUUUGUGUCAGCUCUGAGCACCAGUGGUCAGUGUACCAGCCUGUUUGAACACAGGAGUGCUGCACUCGUCUCUGUGCCGCUCAGUCCAGUCACCAGCGACCUCCAUCCGCUCACUUGUUGCCAUGAAUUCUCUCUCCUUCCUCACUUCCCCGUCUUCUUGCCCCCAUUUGUACAACUACCCCAAUAUCAGUGCCCCGAAUGACUCCACCGCCGCCACUGGACUCAGCUAUGUGAUUCUGCGGCAUUACAACCACACCGGCCGCCUGCAGAACCGGACCUUCUCAAGCGCCCAGAGCCACAUCAGCGUCUCCAUGGCGGUGUUCCUCUCCUUCAGCUUCCUCAUCGUCCUGGAGAACUUCCUGGUGCUGCUGGCUGUCAUCUCUCGGAUCCGCCACAGCCGCCGCUGGGUCUACGUGUGCAUUGCCAACAUCACGCUCAGUGACCUCCUCACUGGCACGGCCUACCUGGUCAACAUCUGCUUGUCCGGCAGGCAGACGUUCCACCUCACCCCGGCGCUCUGGCUCUUCAGGGAGGGCAUGCUGUUCGUGGCCCUGGCGGCCUCCAUCUUCAGCCUACUGCUGAUCGCUGUGGAGCGCUACACCACCAUGAUGAAACCACUGCCACAGAAGUCAACCAGGAACACCUACUAUCGGAUUUAUGGCCUGGUGGCGCUGUGCUGGGUGAUGGCCCUGGUGAUUGGCUUCCUGCCGCUGCUGGGCUGGAACUGCGUGUGUAACCUGGACGAAUGCUCCACGCUCCUCCCUCUCUACUCCAAAACCUACGUUCUUUUCUCUCUUGUCAUCUUUUUCCUCAUCCUCCUGGCUAUUGGUGUGCUCUAUGGCGCCAUCUACUGCCACGUGCACAAGAGUGCCCAGCUGGGUCCUCAGCGCAGCCGCAAACGCUCCUUGGCGUUGCUCAAAACUGUCAUCACCAUCGUGGGAGUGUUCAUGCUCUGCUGGGGGCCGCUCUUCCUCCUGUUAAUCGUGGAUUUCUUCUGCCUCUCCCGUCAGUGCGCCCUCCUCUUCAGUGCAGAUUUCUGCAUCUCUUUGGCCGUCCUGAACUCCGGCCUGAACCCCGUCAUCUACGCCCUGGGCAGCAGCGACAUGAGAAAGGCCAUCGCCGAGCUGCUCUGCUGCUGCUGCCUGAGGGCCGGCCUCUGCCGCCCCGACACCUUCUCGUCCAAGGAGACCAGCAGCACCUCGGAGAGCAGGAGGGACAGUCUGAGGAACAGCUUCAGCAAGGUCAGGAAUCUGAGUGUGGCCUCCCCACCUUCCACCCCCAGCAAGCCCCGGAAGACACCAAGAAAAUGCCGGCUGAGCACCACAACCAGCUGCUUGUCAGUUUCUAGUGGCUAAACCACAAAGGGUUUCUCCUCCCAAGAAGGACCUGAACAUCAUUUCUCAUUUCCUCUGAUUUUAGAUUUUAAAAAACUGAAUAAAAAAGGAUUUUAUCAAUUACAAGAUGUGACAGUUAUCCACCAUUAAGUAUUAAAAAGUAUUUUUCACUUCAUUUGUUGCACUGAAAAUCUGUUUACUUUUGCCAAGUCAGCAUGUAUUUUUAUGAAUUUUGUUGAGCAUGUACAUAAAACUAUGUGUUGUAAGAUGUUUAAAUAAUGUAUUGAACCAGGAAAUGUACAAAUAAAGUUUAUUUUCA